Molecule: messenger RNA, 1773 nt
Organism: Patella vulgata (common limpet)
Lineage: Eukaryota; Metazoa; Mollusca; Gastropoda; Patellidae
Exons: 5
Coding region: 161-616 (151 amino acids)
Source: RefSeq, a predicted model, not a curated record
UCCUGAUAAAUCAGUUACUGUAUAACUACAUUAUAUAUGACUAUAGGACAUUGGUGAGAAUAUAAUACGAACAGACAGUAAAACCUCAUACAGCUCUACGAAAAUAACACAUUGUGUUAGGAAUUUAAAUUUCAAGUGGUAUUCUUAUCUCUCAUAAACGAUGUCUGGAGCAAUAACGCCUCAACCUAGGAUGUCUGAGAUGACAUUCUGGACAACUCCAAAUCCACUUCGACUCCCUAAAACUAAAACAAAUCAUUGGUCCAAAAUGAAAGUAAAGAAUAAUGUCAGUGAAGAAUGUGGGGAUACAGCUGACGUGUUUGGAAGAAUUCGAAAUGGAGAUGUAUCUGCAUCAUGGGAUCCGUCAGUAACCCUGAAACACCAUAAACAAAUGACCCUUUCUUCAGGACCAAGUAACCCUUUAGUAGAUAACCUUCAUCCAAGCGCUAAACCAGCACAUCGGACAUCUUUACCUCCCAUUAAAACAUCUUACAAUCAGAGAGCUAAAGAAGGCUUCAGAUUCUGGUUAAUAGAAAAGCCCAUUCCAACAAAUUUUGGUAAAUAUGGUAUUGGUAGUUAUAAAACAGUAUUAGGAAUCGGUAAUGCUCCAAGAACAUAAAGCCAGGUUUACACGUGCUGUAAAAGUGAUGGAUUUUAAUGUUUAAUGAACGGUGUUGUGUGGGGUUAGAUCUGAAAUCUCAUAUUCAGUGAUGUACCUUUUGGUUGGAAAUGAACAAGAUCUCAAUAUUAUGUUAUCGGAUUUUCCACUGUUCAUCACUGGCAUAUCUGUCAGAAAAUACCUCUUCUUCGAACAUUGUAUACAGCACUGAAAAUAUGGUAGACCGGAUCCAAAAAAUACCCCGUCCAUCUCAUGCUGGAUCUAUAUUUAAUUUUUAUUGUAUUUUUAAAGCCAAAGAUUACAAAGUCCCCGUCCAUUUGUUUGUACAUUUUGUAAUUAAUUGUACGUUCAGUCUGUUUGCCUUCAUUUAACAUGUGACAGUAAUGUUGUUUCUUUUUGCUUGUAAUCGUGGAAUUUGUUUAUUUAAUUCGUUGAUUUAUAUUGAUGCUUUUAUAUAUUAUGUGUGUUAUUUUAUAACCUAUUAGGAUGAUUUUAGCUGAAAUUUAUAAUGUUUGAUUAUUGUAUAUAGAAUUUUGAUUAUUUAUGAGUGAAAACUCCCGGGACCGAAAACACUUCUUUCCUUAUAUCGUUUAUUUUAUACCUUUAACUAGAUUUUUCAGUGACAAAUUGAACAGUAUGAUCUUUCGUCGUUCAGAAUUAGAUUUUGCCCUGUCCUCUUUUUAUUUGCAAAUAAGACUGACGGUGUAAGAAAUGUUUUUAAAUAGUGAAUGAAGCAGGGUAUGUUGAGCACCUAGUACCACUGGUUAUUAUCAUGCAUGUUUUUUUUGUGUUUUUUUUUUGGGGGGGGGGGGGGUUCUUUUAAUACUAGAAUUAAUAAAGAACAGAAUUUACAAUGUGUAAAACACUACCAUCCUGAAUUUAGAUUGCAUGUAUAUUAAUAUGUACAUGUACAUUUGUUUAGUCGCGCCAGAUGUAAUUUCGAAACUCGUUAAAGGUUGUAAUUUAAGUAUAAGGAGUUGAUGUAUAUGGACCAUAUCAUACCAUACCAGUAUUAUUAAAAUUAUAUAUGGCGGUUUUAUAUUACCUAUGUAUAUAAAACUGCUAUGUGUAAUUAUUGUAUUAUAAACAUGUAAAUGGGUGUUCGUGAUUUAUAUUUCAUGCAUUAAAAUCAUGUGUUGAUUUACUAGUAUUACAAA